Molecule: messenger RNA, 889 nt
Organism: Sphaeramia orbicularis (orbiculate cardinalfish)
Lineage: Eukaryota; Metazoa; Chordata; Actinopteri; Kurtiformes; Apogonidae
Exons: 6
Coding region: 120-734 (204 amino acids)
Source: RefSeq, a predicted model, not a curated record
GGCUUAGGUCAGCAGCUUCUGUCACAUCAGGCAGACCGUCCAUUUUUAUGUGAAGUCUAUCUACUGUAGCACUGAAACGAGAGACGUCCUGAGCGUGACAGCCAGGUAGGAGAAGCAAGAUGGGAAAAGUACAGCACAUGGAGUUUUUGGUGUUAAGUUUGUUGAUCUCAACUCAAACUGCAGGUGGUUGUACUAAAACUUCAGUGACUUUGAGACAAAAUAAUUCAUGCCUUCUGGCUGGAGAAAGCUUCCACCUGAGCUGUGAGUUCACAUGUUUAGGAGCCCAAGAUUUUGCACUGCUGCGGAGAAAAAAAAGCCUCAAUGAGAUCGGUGAUGUCCUGGUCAAUAUGACUUCUCUUCAGCCCAAUGUGACUCUUGGUCUGCAUAUCAGCUCGGCUACAAAGGCAGACACUGGUUAUUAUUCCUGCAGGACUGAUCCAGCCAAGACAAUCAGCCGUGAUGUUGUGAUUCAGAUAACAGAUAACGCAGCAACAUGCAAAUGGGUCACACCCGGUACUACACGAGUUUACAGCGCCCUACAGCAGCUCAGUACAGCAGUUAUUACGCCAGAAUUGAAUGUGACUGCACCCAACACGGCACGAGUUGACAGUAACCACCAUCAGCCCAGUACAGCCGGUCUGCAGGGUCAGAUGUGGUUCUGGUUGCUGCUGGGAAAAGCUUCUUUCCUCCUCCUCAGUUUGGCUUCUCAGGCUCUAAAACACAUGAGCAGAUGAAAGAGAACAUGAAGAGAAUUCACAUCCCUCCUCAGUACCAGUGCACCUUUCAUUCAUGCAACUUAGCUGUUUCCACGUCUGUGUUCAUUAAGUCUGUGUGCUCUUAUAUUGGCAAAUUGUAUCUACAACACAAAAGAAAUUAACAACUUUGACUG